UCUCGAAUUAACGUUAUCUCCUCAACCGAAUUUUGCGCACACGAACGAUUUUCACGGUAAUGUACAGGUACGACAACGUUCGUAUUAAAAUCAUUUGGCUAUACAAUGCCAAAAAUCAACGCAAAGCUUUUUUGGGGUGCGCGAAAACGAAAUUUUUCGUGGAUUUUUAUGCAUUUUGGUGCCAUGCACCCGGUCACGGUCAAUUCCCUUAACAACAGCCAUCACAGAUACAGCGAGCUGCGUAAUGGCCAUUAUGGCACAUAGGUACAAACAGCUGUCUGACGGUACAACAUACGUCUGCAGCGAUCGAUCGACAUGCAAUUGCUGCACCUGUGUCUGGAAUGAGCGCACGCUACUGAACAGGUUUCAUUUCUGUUUUUCUGCAAAACAAAGAGCUGACUGCUGCUACCGAGUAAUAAAUUAUGCGGUGGAAAUAUGCUGGUGGCAGGCAUUAUCGCGUUUAGUUUCUUCAUUACCGUGUCAUGGCAGUUCUUCGGGCCGGUACAGUUUGGCUUCUUCGUGGAAGAAGUGCUCGGGCAGCGGGCGACGGCGACCAGGCGAGUGGCUCCUCUGGGCCAGUGCCCCGGGGAUUUCGCCGACUGGCCGGGGAAUUUCGUCUUUGUGACGGUGAAGACCACGGCGGCCAACCAUGCCAACCGGAUUAAAUGGCUAAUGCAGACAUGGAUUCCGCUGGCGCUAUCCAUCCGCGGGAAAAACAACGAGAGCCUGGUCAAGUCGACCCGAAGGUCCCGAACUCUGCUGAAAGCGUUGAGAGCAGGCCGAGCUUUGCGGAACUCCAUCAGUUCUUCUCCAGUGUCAUUCGGUGUGUAUCCUCGUCCUGUCGAGGACUUCACUCUGUACUACGGUAGAGGCACUAAUGCCAGACAGCUCUCCCUGCACAAUGCCAGCACGGACGAACUGGAGCAUCUGUCCCGUGCCUGUGAUCCAGCCAAGUUUGGACGGAAUACAGAGGCUGUUCUGGACGAAUCCUUCCGUAGGGCUGGUAAACUGGACGUCGACGUGUUCGCCACGAAGUUCGACGCGGAACGGUCGGGUUUGUUGGGGCGGAUAAAGAGUGAUCUGCUGUCGGGAGACGAGCAUAACAGACAUGUCGAAGCGGAAUUGUACAAGCUCAAUGUCUACGCGAAGCUGCUGGAUUUGGCGAAGUUGCUGGAUGAGCCGGAUUUCUUACCGAAAGGCGGACUGAUUGGUUUUGGUCUGCAGUAUCAGUAUCCGAUUGCCGUUGAUCUUAAAAAACCGUUUGGAUCCACGAUGGAGUAUCUGAAGGGCAGCGAUGCCAUGAUUCGCCGCGUGUGCAAGGAACUGUCGCUGCCCAUCCAGCUGAAGGUGUACACUCAGGACGACCGGGAAAACGUCGCCGUUUUAACGGAUCAUGUUAUUCAGUUUAAAGAGUCCAGUUGGGUCGAUGGAUAUGUUUUUCAAGAAUUAGCCCGUGAAAAGGGUGCGAUUGUUCUUCUUAAUGAGGACAAGGGCGAUAGUGAUGGUGAAGACAGGGAUGAUUGUGAUGAUGAGGAUUGGAGCCCGGACCUUGAGGGCAUGGGAGGUGUGAGCAUCCAGUGGAUUACGGAAAUGGCACAACGAAACAUCACUAGGACCGCGUUUGUUUUUCACGGAAAUCAACCAGAGUUAGAUUACUGCUAUGGCACCAUGUGCCUCAUUGCGGAAGUUGGCCCUGCUGGAGACCGAAAGACCCUUCAUGUCCGGCCAACUAAAAGCCGCGAUCGCAAGUGAACCGUAUGAAGAAUGCAUGUUUGUUUUCUCUUUCGAACAGCAUGCAUUAGUAAAUGUGUGCCGCAGCAGUUUGUAUCACACUUGGGACUACACAUGCAGCAGGCGGUACACUGGGCUGGUGUCCCUGGAAUUUUUUUUGAAUAUGGCACAUUUUGGGGUAUCUACUAUCCUGUACAGCUUUUUGGUACUUACUUAUAUCACCGGGAAAUGACGCCAUGCUGUUUGGUGCUAUAGAUGCCGAUACACACGUAUCCUUUAUGCCGAAAAGUAUUAGAUUAACUACUGUAGUUUUGGCUUUUAGUCGGAGCGCCGAAUUUCUGAGUACCACAUACAACUAAACCGAAAGAAGUCCAUCCAGUGCACGCUUCAGCACACAAUGCCACCCGGCAAAACGUAUGCAAAAUGUGCUGCUUAAAUGCGGCGAAACCGAGUUACACGAACUUAUUUCCGUUUUAACGAAAUACGAUUGCUUUUAACUAGUUUCUAACUCACAUACUGCGCAGUUUUACAAGUUUUUCUAGUAGACCACUGUUCUCUUUGAUUCGAUGCUGUGUAGAGGCUAUUUCUUCCCCGACAGCAAACAAAGCUUCUUCUUGAAACGCCAGUUCCCGUCGCAGUUUUU
Paramacrobiotus metropolitanus is the source of this 2374-nucleotide messenger RNA. RefSeq lists its product as uncharacterized. Bases 436 to 1752 code for a protein of 438 amino acids. NCBI's taxonomy places the organism in Eukaryota, Metazoa, Tardigrada, Eutardigrada, Parachela, Macrobiotidae. The record is from RefSeq and is a predicted model, not a curated record. The transcript has 4 exons.